CCAAGCAUGGGCUCAGAGGGGCAAAUAUACCACUCUUUCAAAUGAGUUGAUAUUUGGACUAUCUUUAGCACCUCACCUGGGGGAGGGAUCACCACAUCAAAAUUCAGGCUGACCACCACAGAGGAAUUUACCACCCAGGACAACAAAACGGCAUAUUUGUUUGGACAAAAUUCAUCUCAACAUACUGAGACACAAGAGGAUUUAACCUUGGAUUUUGGAUUAUAAUAGCAUUUUGGAGUGCUCAUUAAAUCUAUAAAAUUUUUCAGUUUCCAUCCUUGGAACCAGAGAUCUUUUUGCAUUCUUGAAGUAACAAGUCUUUGCUGAAAUCAUGGUGUGGGCUAAAAUGAAGUUCCCCUUUGAGAAAAGGGUGAAGCUAGCUCAGAGUUUGUGGAUGCUCUCCUUGCUGGCCACUGUUGGUGGAGCAGUCACCUUCUGUCUUGGGUGCUUCUUGAAGACAGAACUACGCAAGAGAGGAGAGGUGAUGGACAACACAGAGAUCCACAUUGUCCCAAACACCCUCAUUCUGGCUGGAUUGGCCUCCAUGGGAAUCAAUUGGUUUGCUGGUAGGAUUUGCCAGGACGCCCUGGAUGCCACCCGCUUCCCACGCUGGAAGACCUUCCUAAAACCCUACUUCUGUUGUACCAUCUUCUUCACCACCCUGCUGCUGAUUGGAGUCAUUCUAAGUUACGCCAUGAAGGGCAGCCUGGAGGGCUCGCUGAAGGUCGGCCUCAAGAAUGGCAUCCGCUUCUACAAGGACACGGACACCCCAGGUCGCUGCUUCCAGAAGCAGACCAUUGAUCGCCUGCAGAUGGAGUUCCGGUGCUGCGGUAACAGCGAUUACAAGGACUGGUUUGAGGUGCAAUGGAUCAGUAACCGCUACCUGGACUUCAGCUCCAAGGAGGUUAAGGAUCGUAUCAAGAGUAAUGUGGAUGGGCGUUACCUAGUGGAUGGUGUACCCUUCAGUUGCUGUAACCCAAGUUCCCCUAGACCCUGCAUCCAGUACAAACUGACCAACAACUCUGCCCACUACAACUAUGAGCACCAAACUGAGGACCUCAACAUCUUCAUUCGUGGCUGCAGGGAAGCUCUGGUUGGCUACUACAUGGGGCUGAUGAACAGCAUUGGUGCUGUAGUGUUGACUGUCUUUAUCCUUCAGAGUACAGUGGUUGCAUGCCUAAGAUAUCUGCAGACCUCCAUGGAAGCUGUGGUUGGGCAGGAGAAUACAGAGAUGGAAACUGAGGGCUACCUGCUGGAGAAGAGUGUGUCAGAGACCAUUAUGGAGUACCUUGACCCUGUGAUGAAGCUCCUUCUGAUAAACCAGGUGGAAGAUGGGCAGGUCAAGGCAGAGGCAGGGGCUGCUGGGACAUCCGGUGCAACAACUGGGUCCUAAAAAGCAACAUUUAUUUGGUUCAAUUAAAUAGAUGACCCAGUACAACUGGUACUUGGCAAAUAUAUCGUUUUUCAUUUUUAGCAAUGAGCAAUCUCAUAUGUACAUUAUUGUAAAUAAUGUACAAAGUCCAUUAGAACAAGUCUCUUCAAAACACUUUAAAAUCAAACCAUAAAAGUCUCAAACGUCAGUCAUAUAUGUUCAUUGGUAAUGGACUGUGUAUUAUAAUUAUUGGUUUAAGAUGUGAAGAUUCUGGGUAUAUUUGUCUACUAAGGUGAAGAAUGUUUGUGACAUCAUUCUCUAGGUGCCAUGAUGCAAGGAUAUUGAUAAUAUAUCUGAAUGUACCUAAGGUUAAGGAUUGUUCAACUCCCCAGUGUUUCUUAUGGAAGUCCAGAUUGUAUGUGUAUAUAUAUAUAUGAGAUUACCCUUUAGCAAACAUAUCUCAUAAUUAUCAUGUUGUUUAUUUGUUAAAAAUAUAAAUUCAAGUCCAGCUUGUAUCAGUUGCCCAAAUGAUGGAAAACUGGAAAUGUUAGAAACAUACUUAUACAAUGUGCAAGCAGAUAAUAGCAUUUUAAAUGAAAAAAAAAAAACUGCUGUAGUCAAACAGUGCUCAGCUAAGCAAAAUUGAGAAGUCAGAUUUAAUAAAAAACGUUGUUGUGUAGUGAACUUUUAUGUGAAUAGAUACAUGUUGAAAUAUCUCC
Tachysurus vachellii is the source of this 2088-nucleotide messenger RNA. It is a transcript of the gene rom1a, whose product is annotated as retinal outer segment membrane protein 1a. NCBI's taxonomy places the organism in Eukaryota, Metazoa, Chordata, Actinopteri, Siluriformes, Bagridae. The transcript has 4 exons. Gene Ontology annotation, biological process: visual perception. The record is from RefSeq and is a predicted model, not a curated record. Gene Ontology annotation, cellular component: membrane. Bases 329 to 1390 code for a protein of 353 amino acids.